UUUCUGUCUCAGUACCUUGCUUUUCCCUCAGCUUGCCUCAGCAUCUCUGCUCUCACACCUCCACCCACCAACACCACCAAAAUGGCCUUUGCUGGAAGAUGGGAAACCGAGACCCAGGAGGGAUAUGAUCAGUUCUGCAAGCUGCUUGGUAUCCCUGAUGAAGUUAUCGAGAAGGGCCGUGACUACAAGCUGAUCACAGAGGUCACCCAGGACGGAGAUACCUUCUCCUGGACCCAAAUCUACCCCACAAACGCCAAGGUCACUAACAAAUUCACCAUCGGCAAGGAGUGCGACAUGGAGACCAUCGGAGGAAAGAAGUUCAAGGCCACAGUGCAGAUGGAGGGAGGCAAGCUGAGCGUGGCCUUCCCCAACUACCACCACACCUCUGAGAUCUGCGGAGGCAAGCUUGUCGAGACCUCCAAAUCCGGUUCUGUAGUACUGGUGAGAACCAGCAAGAAGCUUUAAACACUGACUGACCUUAGACCCCUUAAACAGUUACAGCGGAGGUCAGAACUACGGCUACUUUAAUAAAUAAACUAAGAAUUUGACACUAACAUGAA
Morone saxatilis (striped sea-bass) is the source of this 560-nucleotide messenger RNA. It is a transcript of the gene fabp6, whose product is annotated as fatty acid binding protein 6, ileal (gastrotropin). Gene Ontology annotation, molecular function: fatty acid binding. The record is from RefSeq and is a predicted model, not a curated record. Gene Ontology annotation, cellular component: nucleus; cytosol. The transcript has 4 exons. The coding region runs from base 82 to 465 and encodes 127 amino acids. Gene Ontology annotation, biological process: fatty acid transport. Lineage: Eukaryota; Metazoa; Chordata; Actinopteri; Moronidae.